GCCGCAACCACUGGCGGCCCGACCGUCAACACUGAAGAGGCACUCCUGGAGAAGGCUCUGGCGAUGUCUUUGGAAACCGAUGAGGAGAGGAACGCCGGUGUGAAGCCACCGGUGAGCGCCUCGUCAGCGAUGCCUAACUUCGCCACAAUGUCCGAAGAGGAACAGAUCGCGUACGCAAUGCAAAUGUCUUUACAGGCAGCGCACGAAUCCAAACCCGUGGACUCUCCCGUCCCGAUGGAAACGGACGAUACGGAAGACAAAAGCGACGGCAAAGAGAAGUGACAAUUGAUUGGUGGAUAUGAGUAUGAAAUGGAGUUUUAGGUUCACUUUAUUUAAUGGUUAAUAAAAACAAAAUAAAAAUUGAUUUACAUUUUUAUAAAAAUAAAUUCAUUUCUUCUCAAUUGGAUUCCCAUUUAUUGAUAGAAAUGUUUGUAAUUAUGUCUUUUGUGUUGAUAACAAUUCGAGUGAAUUUUAAUUUAAUAAAAAUUUAUAAU
This is a messenger RNA of Medioppia subpectinata, 494 nucleotides long. Lineage: Eukaryota; Metazoa; Arthropoda; Arachnida; Sarcoptiformes; Oppiidae. The record is from the annotation of a GenBank genome assembly.